UGGGCCAGUAGACACAGCGAACACAGAAUUCCGUGAUGCUGGUCGUAGAUUUGCCUUUUCUGCGAUUUCUGUGACAUUUUUUCUCAGCGUGGGCUUCGUCAGGGUUUCUUCAGCCAGUGUAGGAGAAGAAAAAGACAAGAACAACAAAAAACAAGUGCAACUGCUGCUCGUUUCAUGUGUCGGAAGGUUGUUUUUUUGAGUGGCUCUGACUGCGACGGUGUGGGCUUUUGCAAGAACCAACAACUGCAGCUUUGAUCCCGAACUGUGGUCGCGCCAGUGAAGUGAAUAACCCGUGAAUUGUCACAGUGCGUGUUAUUACUAAACUUAUCACGGACCACUUAAAAAGUGGGUGAAAACAGACAUUUUAAUGGCAGCAGUGGAUGUGUAAUUACUUAACACUUGCAACAUGGCUGCUGCGGGGACAACAGCGAGAAAAGUUUAACACUGACGUGGGAGAAGUUUUACGCGAAUGCUCGCUGCUUUAUGAGUUGUCGUGUGGAUAAUUAAGUCGUCCACAGUCUCGCUUCAGUCUGGUUCUGCUUUUCCCGGACUCACGAACCAGUGGAUGAACCGUGUGGGAGCCUCCUCCUCCUCCUGCUGCUGUGUCCUCACCGCCGACAGUCACUGCAGUGGACUUUUCUGUGGGGAAACUGUGGUGUCUUCUUCUUUUUCUUCUUCUUCUUUCCCAUCGGAAGCUGCUAAGGAACUGUCGUCUGCCUCUCGGUUUGUGUGUCGAGAUUAAACCCCAUCAAAUCCAUAAAAUGCAUUUUUCCAUACCUGAAACGGAGGUGCGCUCUGGGGAAAAUGGAUCGAACUAUGUGGCUUACAACAUCCAUGUGAAUGGGGUCCUGCACUGUCGGGUACGCUACAGUCAACUGCUUGGCCUCCAUGAACAGAUAAAGAAAGAAUAUGGCAGCAAUGUGGUGCCUGCUUUCCCCCCAAAGAAGAUCUUCACACUGACUCCUGCUGAGGUCGAACAGAGACGGGAACAGCUGGAGAAAUACAUGCAGGCUGUACGCCAGGACCAUUUGCUUGGAGCCAGUGAGCUGUUCAACAGCUUCUUAAGGAAAGCACAGCAGGAGACGCAGCAGAUUCCCACAGAAGAAGUUGCGCUCGACAUCUGCCUCUCUAACGGUCAGAAGGUUACUGUCAACAUUCUGACCUCAGAUCAGACGGAGGAUGUCCUUGAUGCUGUUGCAACAAAGCUUGACCUUCCAGAUGACCUUGUGGGUUAUUUCAGUCUGUUCCUCAUUCGUGAGGGUGUGGAUGGAGGUUUAACAUUUGUGCGGAAGCUGCAGGAGUUUGAGCUGCCUUACGUAUCCAUCACCAGCUUGCGGAACUCUGAAUUUCACAUACUCCUACGGAAAAGCUAUUGGGACAUGGCCUAUGAUGGUGAUGUGAUGGACAACAGAGUUGGACUGAAUUUGCUAUAUGCCCAGACAGUAUCUGACAUUGAGCGAGGCUGGAUACUCGUCAACAAAGACCAGCACAGGCAACUCAAAUCACUGCAGGAGAAAGGCUCGAAAAAAGAGUUCAUCCAUCUAGGUCAGACACUGAAAUAUUAUGGCUAUAUCAAGUUUGACCCAUGUAUCACCGACUUCCCGGAAAAAGGCUGCCAGGUCAUCGUCAGUGCCGGCAACAACGAGCUCAACUUCCACGUCAAGCUUCCCAACGAGCAGAUGAAGGAAGGAAGCUUCAAGGUCACGCGAAUGAGGUGUUGGCGAGUCACGUCUUCGCAAGUCCCGAUAGCCAAUGGUACAACCAAUUCCUGCAGCUCGACUAAAUGCGAGGUCAAGCUGGAGCUGGCGUUUGAGUAUCUGAUGAGCAAAGACCGCCUUCAGUGGGUCACCAUCACCAGUCAACAGGCAAUUAUGAUGAGUAUCUGCCUUCAGUCAAUGGUGGAUGAAUUAAUGGUGAAGAAGUCGGGUGGCAGCAUCAAAAAGAUGCUGAGGAAACGACACAAUGGCUCCAUCCACCGAACUGACAGUCAGCAAGCUGUGAAAUCUCCCCCUCUGCUGGAGUCCCCCGACCAGAACCGUGAACAAAUCGUCAAACUAUCAACCAAGCUGAGCUCGGUGUCCCUGCGCGGGAUCAGCGCGUCCAACUCGGCAAACGACAUCAGCGGCAACGAUUUCCACGGCAACUAUGCUUUUGAGGGAAUCGGGGACGAUGACCUGUAACCCCUCCCUUCCUCUCGCAUCCCUACACCCCCCCCCACCCCUUUCAUUCCACUUUCAACAACUGGGAUGACAAAGAUUAUGAGCUGAGCUGAGCCGAGCGAACUACACACACACACACACACACACGAGUGUCCGAUUCUGCAAGAUUGUAGCGUCUUCUCGGAGAAAUCGCUGCCUUAAGCUCUCGUUUUAACAUUUGUUUUAAACUUAAGCUCGUUUUU
This is a messenger RNA of Solea senegalensis (Senegalese sole), 2401 nucleotides long. It is a transcript of the gene snx17, whose product is annotated as sorting nexin 17. Gene Ontology annotation, biological process: intracellular protein transport; signal transduction. Bases 762 to 2180 code for a protein of 472 amino acids. Lineage: Eukaryota; Metazoa; Chordata; Actinopteri; Pleuronectiformes; Soleidae. Gene Ontology annotation, molecular function: phosphatidylinositol binding. Gene Ontology annotation, cellular component: early endosome. The record is from RefSeq and is a predicted model, not a curated record. The transcript is spliced from 15 exons.